Temnothorax curvispinosus is the source of this 962-nucleotide messenger RNA. RefSeq lists its product as uncharacterized. The transcript is spliced from 6 exons. Lineage: Eukaryota; Metazoa; Arthropoda; Insecta; Hymenoptera; Formicidae. Gene Ontology annotation, molecular function: DNA binding, bending. The record is from RefSeq and is a predicted model, not a curated record. The coding region runs from base 114 to 734 and encodes 206 amino acids. Gene Ontology annotation, biological process: regulation of transcription by RNA polymerase II.
UAAACAAGUGUCGUCUCGCAGAUCGGAACGGAAGGACGGGGAAAGAGUCCUGAGCAAGUCCGUGAUCAGUAAGUUGUGCCACUAUCCUUGAAUCGCGCGAGAAUAAGACAGUCAUGGAGUCGUCAGAUAGGAAGAACGUGUAUCUUACGAAGACCGGCGACAACUCUUUGAACUCUGGAAUGAGGGAGACUAUGAUCGUCGGCCAGGCCAACAUGGCACCAGAAUGCGGUGGAGAAGGUGUGAUGAAGUCCAAUAACGUGACCAACGUUUCCGCUAAUCAGGCAAAGUGGUCUAAUACUCCUGGCCCUAAAAAUUACAUCAUCAACUCGGUGCCGGUGAAGAACGAGAUCGUACAUCUCGAAGACGGUAAUGCGCAUUGCAACAACAAGAAAGUGUAUUACUAUGAUAGACAUUACACCGGACACGAGGAGCCAGAGAGGCCGACGCGUAGAGGAACGAAGAGAUACAGGGACAAGGAUGCACCAAAACGAGCGUUAUCUGCAUUUUUCUACUUCUGCCAAGAGCUGCGCGGCAAGAUGAGAGAAUUGCACCCCGAGAUGGGAGUAGGUGAUAUUGCAAAGGAAUUAGGAAAAUUGUGGAUGAGCACGGAUCUACAGACAAAAUCCAAGUACAUGGCCAUCGCGGAGGAGGAUAGAGCCCGAUACGAAAGGGAAAUCAUCGCCUACAACAAGAGAGUUAAAAAUUACGACCCGGAAGAAGUUGGGACCGUAUAAAUCGUAAUGCGGACCCAUGGGACGGACAAGGAUGACAACAUUUAUUCUAAUUCGAGUAUUCGAAUGCAACAGAUGAGCUGCAACAGACGAGCGAGGGUUCAUGCUUGCGACAGACAAGCGAGUUUUACUACUAACCUAGAAUUAUCGUUGUAUAUAUUAUGUAUACUGUUGAUAUUGUCCGAAAAAGAAAGAAAUUGUGUCACAAAAAUUCGGUUAUAUACUUACGAU